UGGGAAUGAUCUUCACACUUCUAGGGUAGCGGAUUUACUUACCUAAACAACGUCCUGGUGCUCUCCUGAGCAAGAUGAAGGUUCAUAUUUUUGCAGUUUUGUCUUCGGUCAGCGUUGCAGCUGGCCUCCAGCUCUCCUCUGGUCAUUCUAGUAACCCUCUCCCAAGUACUUCUACAGCACCAAGAACUCCUACUGCACAAAUUCAUCGAAGCGGUUCUUCCACCUCAGCACCACCGGUUAUUUUUGCAGCACACCCAGUAGUCACACAUAGAACUACUGCUUCUCAAGCAUCUCCAACAACAGCGACAUAUUUGCACGGAAGUUCUUCUCCCGAUCAAGGAUGUCCCGGAUAUCAACACAUAGUCAGCCCUCCCUAUCCGCACUCUUAUCAAGCGUCUACUGUUGUCCAAGCUCCUCGAGGCGUUCGAUGUAGAAGUUGCCCUCCGGCUCCAUCGCAAGAUCAGGCACCACUUCUGCUGUCAGGAACAAGGGAGCAUGCAACCCCCUUGACACCUCGACUACAGCCGCAACAUCACUUUUCGGCCAGCGGACCACGUCAACAGCUGCAAGUUUUUGCUUCUAUUAAGGGUACAAGAAAUCCAUCUUCACUCACUGUCAUCUUGGUCCCGUUUCUAAAGGGAGAAGGAGACCCAAGAUGCUGCUGAGGAUGGAUCUCCAUCAGUUCUAAUUCUAGUGUACAACAGCCACCUAGUGUCGGACCACGUCAACAGCAAGUUUUUGCUUCUAGUGUACAACAGCCAGCUAGUGUACAGCCAGCGGCGUCUAGUGCGACGGUAGAUGAUGUGCAAAUACUUCUAUCUGGUCAACGACCAAGAAGAUUGCAACAGGUCGUUGAUGACCAAACACACCAUGACCAAACACACCUGGAAGAGGAGGAUGAGUGUCUUUUUUGUCUCGAAAAGAUCGAACAAGAAGAAGAACACCACAGGCACAGGAACCACAAUUUUGCGCGAGCAGGAGGAGCACGAGGACGACCAGCAUCUUUAUUAUUCCAUUAAGGCUAGUAGACCGCUGGAGCUGGUAAAGCAUAAGCAUCCUCGUAAUCGCUGUGGCUCUUGUAUUUCUACUUUUCUACUUAAGGCCCCCAACAAGGAUGAUCCACCUCUGGGGGAUGGGCCACGGCCAACGUGGCAGCUCUAAUUCCAUUGUCCUCACUGUGGCGCGACUGCUCAUCGUGAGUGUCUUCUUCCUUGGCUCGUGCCUGCGAUAUCAACGAAGACAACUGCAGACUUUUCUCACGAUGUACACCAUACUCCAGGUGGAACGAGUAUAUCAGGACUGUCGUUGGGUAACACUGGCCGAAACUUCGAAAGCUCACAUCGCUGUCCGAGGUGUACUAGAGCAGAAAUAUUACCUGUGGCUGGAAGAAGCCACUUUCAUUCGUGUGGUAAGAACGGUAAUGCUGUUCUUGGUACAACACCCAUUAAGAUGUUGAAUAAAGAAGACGAGUCAUUGUUUCUCGAUGUUCUUAACCUAGGAACUGAAUUGCUCAGUGGUGCGGAGAAAGCAGCAGUGUCGGAUAUGUCCAGACUCGGUGCUGCUUAUAGUGCCUUUCGCCGUGCUGCGAUCUGGUGGCGAGAAAAACUACAACCUUUGUUCGAGGAAACGAAGACAACGAUACAAAAGGAGGAAGAGGAGAAGUUGAAAGAGGUCCUCGUAGAGAUGAAUGGGGGAUCUUCCUUGUUAGUAGAACAAGAAACAUCUUCAUCAACACCGAGAUCGGCAACGCUUUUUAUACGAAGUAGAUUGCUGUUGCCCGGUGGCAACUAUUCUCCAGCGUCUCUGGUCGGUGGUGUGCCUCAUUUCGCUUCCUCGUCAACAGGAGCACAACAUCAAUCGAACUAUCUACUACAACCUCCACCUGUAGGGAAUGUUCAAGCUGCGGCACCAGCACCACAGAAUCGAUUCCCUUCACCUGUUUCGUAUUGCGGCACUACCACAACCAACAUCAAUGACAAUUUAGUAACCAGUCCCAACAUGAUGAAUGACAUCAAUUUAGUAAGAACCAGUCAAGAAGUUCUACUUUCCCGAACACUGCUUGUCACCGAAGGCAAGACGCGUACUAAGGUUGCAUCACGUUUGGAAAUUGGACCUGACGUCUUUGCGCGGUUGGCUUCGAAGUGUAGGUCUGAGAUCGAUCGCGCUUCGAGGACGCGAGGGCUACCAUGCAAAAAUCUAUUUCAAUUCAUGGCUGACAAUAUUGAGUCUCCUGAACAGCAAGAGGAAGCAGAAGAGGAGGUGAUCAUGAGCAGUUGUGAUUUAAUUCCGUUUGUAGAUCAAGCGACUGCACAGUCACUCUAGUUGAGAUUAUUCUUUGAGAAUGCCCUUUCUCCAAACAGGUAUAUUUUGUUCAAAGAAACUUCUACCAUGAUCCGACUAUGAUCUCCUUUUAGCAUUUCGACAGCUGCUUGUCUUUCAUUUUCCUCAUACUAGGUUCAUGCCGGUCUCAGUCGUUCAGAGAUGUUGGAUAUUUUUCUAGGACCUGACGUUGCAGACAAAUUACCAGAAGUUUCGGAUGGCACACUUGCAGAGCAGUCGAUAGCGCGCUCUUUCGAUGCCAUCCUUCGAAGAUUAAGGCUUACCUUAAUUUAUCUUAGAAGGCAUCUUCAACGUGCUUUCAAGGGAAAUGAAAAUACUAGAAAGGUGCAUUCGAAGAUAAAUUUGGUUACUUAAGCUCUAAGAAGAGUCUACGGGUUUUCGCUACUCGAAGCUGCGAGUCCAGACCUGCGUUCCCAGGUGACAGCAAGCUUGCAGACAAUACUAGAAGAACAGGAAAAGAAACCAAAACUUCAGACUGCAUCAGCUGCUCUUCAGGGUUUUUGUGGGAGUGGAGUUCUCUACUCAGCUGUUUCUGCAUAUCAUGGUCAUGGAGGAGCUGUAAAAGUAAAUCCACCUACUAAUUCUUCAUCUGUACUAACAGGAACAACAUCAAGAAGUAGCGCCUGCGCAUGUCGUUCAUCUUUUCCUCACCACCAUCAGGAACACGUCCAGCUCCAGGUAGAGCAACUAUGUCAAAAACAACUACAAAAGAUAGAAAAACGAGUUGGAAUAGCACUAGUGGAGCAGAAGAUGCGAUUAGUUAAGGCUCCCCCUAGUCCAUCUCUAUAGACAUGCCUCAAGCAUAUGCGCCCCAAUUCAAGGGAGAAGAUACUGACGCAUAUGCUUGAGGGAUUCCGCAGGGAAGAUGAAUAGGGGAGCGGUCUAAAGUAGAACUUGCGGAAAAAUGGCUUAUUCACGCGCCUGCUUGGAGAAAAUAUGUGGAAAAUGGUGGCAGAGUAGGCAACAAUGAGCAGUCAAAACUGCCGACGAAAAUCGAAGACCGAUCGAAAGUGUGGAUGUUAAGACCCGAGAUGUGAAUGUUUGUAUAUUAUUCAAAACUCGAGUGUGGAAGAUGUUAAGACUCGAGAUGUGAAUACAAAAAGUACUCGAAAAGUGAAAAUAAGGGAGUAGUUGCUAAACUUUAUAUGAAAUGUGUGGAUCCACCUCAUCUUCUAUACUGUGUCAAAAAAUCAAAUUUUUUUCGAGUUCGCCUACAAGAAAAAUACAUCUUGGGUUGCUGGCGUAAGGUGGGGCUUUUCUGUGCGUUAAUAAAGGAAAUAGAAGACGAGUCAUUGCGUAAUUUAGUGUGGCUACUCUAAGUAGUUACUCGCUUAUUUCAGUUUAUUUUAUCGAUUAUAAGCCAUUCGAAACUAAACUGAGACUGUAGUUCUUCAGAGAUGACGCUCGUCUUUUCUUUAUGACUUCUCAUCUAAUAAUCAUAGCAUUCUCAAUGGCUGCGAGGAUGUCACGAGAAAAGCUUGCAAAAAUAAUGAAAAAACAUAACCUGAGAGUCGCCCAAGGCAAAGGUGAACAGAAGGUGGAAAUUAUGAAAACGGAUAGAACUUUUAGCAUUGCACUCGUGGUGACGACUACGAGAAAUUAAUCUUCGAGAAAAUCUCUUGCUCUAGUUUGCAAACUGUACGCAAGAGUUAGUACUUCUAGUACUCUGGUAAUUAUACAUAGUAUACAGUACAUCCAAACCCAGAGUGAUGGUUGUUACAACCCCGAUAUCCAUAUCUUCACGGCUACCCAUUUUUGCUAAGUUCCACCAUCAAGCAUUCUCGUCCAAGACAAAAGAAGCACUACCACUAGCAGAAGACAGUGACGAGAAACAAAUCUCGGUUAAGGGUACCGCUGGAGCAUCCUCAGCGUCAUCCUUGGCCUCUUUUUCAAGAGGAAAAAGGGCCCAGGGAUGGACUCAGGGACGCGGCGCGGUAGCUCUAACUCGGAGAUUACCGGAAGGGGCGACUCCUCACCGAAUUUCGAAGAGCGACCUCAAGCGAGACAGAAGAAAAUUAGUGUGAAGAGAAAGAAGAAGAAAAAAUCACUCUGCCAUCUCAUCCGCGAAAUGCUCUGCAGCUACCAGUAGCUUAAUAUGCUGGAAAAUGAAGGUCCGUAAAAAUAGAAUUAUAUAUAGGUUUAGUUCUUCUUCUCGUUCUUGAAGUCGAGCUCGAGCUAAUUUGACGAGUUGUACCUGUUAAUUCAUGAGUGGUUUGCCUUAUCUGUUCGUCUUGUUUUCACGACUGUUGAUUCUUGCUUCAAUGUAGAAUUUCAUUUAUAUACAUCAUGCAGCUAGUUCCAGUUUCUAUUUCUUUUCAACAGAGAAGAUCGAUCCAUAUCACGGCAGUUUUCUAUGUUUACAUUAAAAGGUUGAGCUUGAGAAUAUAGAUCUUCAUAGUGGUGCUGAGUGAGGUUGUUCCUGAAGUAGCUUGCUACUUUCUGAUGUGCUGGAUCUGCGAAAGCGAAUUUACAUCUUUAACAUCGUGAUAACUAACGUUGGUCCUGAAUUAUCGGCGCCUAAUAUGUUCCAGUGGUUUCAAAAACUCCAAAGACCUGAAUCACGUCAAGUUCAUUUGAGACGACUGAGAAAGAACAGAACAAGAUCUUCCGAAACUUUUUUUCCAAAAUAAAUUGAUUUAAAUCAGUCCCUCAGUGAAUCAAUCUCGUGAUCAACAACCAAUUGUGAUUUUGCACAACUCGAUCCCAAUGAAAUGUGAG
Amoebophrya sp. A25 is the source of this 5058-nucleotide messenger RNA. NCBI's taxonomy places the organism in Eukaryota, Dinophyceae, Syndiniales, Amoebophryaceae. The record is from the annotation of a GenBank genome assembly.